ACCCAGCCCGGCCGCAGGGGGCGCCCUACCUGCUCAGCGCGGAGGAUUGUGGGUCGGAGGAGGCAGCAGCGGGGCAUCUUCAUCAUCACUGCGGAGCGGACCGGGACGUGAGCUGGCAGCUGCUUUUCCGCACUGAAGUGCCUUACCGUCGGAGCCAGAGAUGGGACACGGAGACCUCAUGAGCCAGGCGGAGGAUGUGGCGGACCAGUUCCUGCGGGUGACCAAACACUACCUCCCCCACGUGGCCCGCCUCUGCCUGGUCAGCACCUUCCUCGAGGACGGCACCAGGAUGUGGCUGCAGUGGAGCGAGCAGAGCGAGUACAUCGACUCCACCUGGAGCUGUGGCCUCUUCAUCGCCAACCUCUUCGUCCUCAUCAACCUGCUGGGACAGCUGGGCUGCUGCGUGUUGAUCCUCAGCAGGAACUUUGUUCAGCACGCCUGCGGCGCCCUGUUUGGGAUCAUCGCUCUGCAGAUGGUGGCGUACAGCAUCCUGUGGGACCUCAAGUUCCUCAUGAGGAACCUGGCGCUGGGCGGGGGCCUCCUCCUCCUCCUGGCAGAGUGCAGGGGCGAGGCGCGUAGCGUGUUCGCCGGAGUUCCUUCCCUCGGACAUCAGAGCUCGCCGAAGCACCUCCUGCAGCUGGGAGGUCGCGUCCUCCUCGUCCUCAUGUUCAUGACGCUGCUGCACUUUGACCUCAGCCUGCUCAGCGUGAGUCUCACAAACCCGCACGUGUCCGCACGUGUCCACGUAAUUAAGUCCUGGCAAGAUUUGACGGAAGUCCGAGCCGGUUCAGUGGGCGGCGGGUUGGUGGACUCGUGGCUCAGACAGAGGAGGGAGGACCUGAGGCUGGUCACAGGAAACGCCACCACGAAAAACAGCAUGAAGAUCCUCCUCCUCAUCAUCAGGCAGCAGCAGACAGCUCAGCGCUACAACGACCCAAAACACAGCGAAGUAAACAGUUAG
Messenger RNA from Neolamprologus brichardi, 961 nucleotides. NCBI's taxonomy places the organism in Eukaryota, Metazoa, Chordata, Actinopteri, Cichliformes, Cichlidae. The record is from RefSeq and is a predicted model, not a curated record.